This is a messenger RNA of Penaeus indicus, 2100 nucleotides long. Its product is annotated as piggyBac transposable element-derived protein 4-like. The record is from RefSeq and is a predicted model, not a curated record. NCBI's taxonomy places the organism in Eukaryota, Metazoa, Arthropoda, Malacostraca, Decapoda, Penaeidae. The coding region runs from base 1 to 2100 and encodes 699 amino acids. The transcript has 8 exons.
AUGCCUUCUUCAUUGCCUCAAGUAGCAGUAGUUAAGUGCUACACUAUUCCUCCCAGAGACCACUGUAAGACCUACACCAAGUCAGAUGUUGUUUUGGCCACCCUGCUAAGCUCUGUGCCCAACCUGGCCACGAUCAUUCAAGUUGCCCUAUGCAGUCACGUACAUGUGGAAGUUUGGGUGGUACUCAUAAUGUAUUUCGUAGGGGCUGCCCUACCUAAAAACCACACAACAAACAUGGAACCCACUCCAGGAACUUCUCGAGAAUCCUUUUUUGAUUUCUCGGAUGAGGAGAGAGAGGACAUAGUUGACAAUUAUGUCCCUCUCUCACGCCGAGAACGAAUGGAGAACCUUGAUACUAAUGUGGAAUCAUCCGAUGACGAUCUCGAUUACGUUGCUGUGCACAAUAGCAGCAUAGACUCGGAUGAGCCAUUAUCUGAGUUUGCUAACCGGGUUCACCAACGCAGUUCAGGUUUCAAAUGGCGCAAGAAAGAAAAUGUGCCGCGCCGAUUUGGAUUUACGGUGACAUCGGGCUUGAGGGCCAACCUCGAUGCCUCAAUGUACGUCGAAUUGCAUCCAGGUGUUGUAAAGGGCCAUGAAAGAAAAUGGAUGCCGCUGACUCUCGCAGAGCUUCAAAUUUGGUUUACAUUGCGACUGGCGAUGGGCAUAUCACCAAAGCCUCGUCAGUCGCAAUAUUGGUCAAAAAAUGAUCUGCACGAGGCACCAUUCUUCCCAAAGCACAUGCCUCGAGGUCGGUUUGACCAGAUCUCCACGUGCCUGCAUCUGUCAGAUAAUGAUUUCCAGAAUGGCUCUAACAGGCUAUGGAAGCUCGGCCGUAUAGUCGAGCUUUUACAAAAUAAUUGUAAGGAGGCGUAUAUACCACCACAGUAUAUAACGGUUGAUGAAAGCCUGUGGAAAUUUCGGGGCCGUUUGGGUUUUGUAACCUAUAACCCAACAAAGAGAGCAAGGUUUGGCCUAAAAAUAUACAAGCUCUGUGUAUCCUCUGGCCCAACAUGCGGGUACACCUGUGCCUUCAAGUUUUAUACAGGCCAGGACCGAGGAGUCUUACCAGCCUCGCAUAAAGCCGUCGCCGACCUAAUGGAGUCGGCAGACGUGCUAAAUAAAGGUUACUUUAUUUGUAGACAACUGGUACUCGUCACCAACUCUGUUCCACUGGCUUCAGGGGAGAAAGACCAAUGCCUGUGGAACAGGAAAUGGAUGCCCAAAAACUUUGAAAAGUUGAAGUUGAACAAGGUGGCGGUAAGAAGUACCCCAACGGGCAUGAUGUGCAUAAAGUGGAUCGAUAAAAAGCCCAUCCAUCUACUAUCCACUAUACACACUUCCGAACUGGUCGAAACCGAGAGGGUAAAUAGGCAUGGCCAACUGGUAAUGAAACCACAAGCCAUCAUUGACUACAAUGAUGGAAUAAAAGGGGUCGAUGUUGGCGACCAGUUGGCAGCCUCAUAUCCAGCUGCUAGGAGAAGCAUCAAGUGGUACAAAAAAGUACUGAUGUACCUCUUUGAACUCGCAAUGGUAAACGCCUUUGCCCUCUACAAGGAGAUAGGAGACCAUACAACAAACCAACUGAGUUUUAGAGAACAUGUAAUGGGCCUUCUUGAGGAGUAUCUGCCGCAGGCUCCUCGAUACAGCGGAAGGGGACGGCCAGCAGUGACUAACUUGUCUCUCAGAUUACAAGGAAGAAACCCCCAUGUCAUCCGAGAAAUAGAAGGAAAGAAAUACAAGAGGUGCCACGUGUGUUACACACAUGGGAAGCGAAAGAUGACAAAGGCAGAGUGCCUAGUGUGUAAGGUGCCCUUGUGCGUCUUCAUUUGCUUCGAAAACUACCACAAUAAGCUUAUGUCCUCAAGAGACUUCCUAGACGAGUCUAUAAUACUGGGAAAAAAAAGUUAUUUUCAAGGCACUCGAGUUUUCCAACAAAAGGCGAAACCGAUGUCAAACUGCCUCAAGCGCGGCCUCCCACACCGCCCAAGCGAGUGGAAAGCGAAAAGGCUCGCUGAUGACGUUAGAAGUGAGCACCAAGUGGUGUACCGGACACUGUCCAUGUUCGCAGCAUCGAAACGACACAUGGACUUAAAUGGCUGA